This is a messenger RNA of Austrofundulus limnaeus, 1683 nucleotides long. Its product is annotated as bactericidal permeability-increasing protein. Lineage: Eukaryota; Metazoa; Chordata; Actinopteri; Cyprinodontiformes; Rivulidae. Gene Ontology annotation, molecular function: lipid binding. Bases 60 to 1478 code for a protein of 472 amino acids. The record is from RefSeq and is a predicted model, not a curated record. The transcript is spliced from 16 exons.
UGUCGGRGUGAGAGAAAACACAAGUUUGCUCUUGAAGAUCCUUAACUUCAGAAGUCAAGAUGAUUUUGUCCUGGUGCCUGUUUAUUCUGGCUUUAACAUCGUCUACAACUCUAAGCACCAAUCCUGGAGUGGAAGUCAGGCUAACAAACAAAGGCCUUGACUAUGGCAGACAAUUGGGCAUUGCUUAUGUUCAGCAGGAACUCAGAAACGUCAAAAUCCCAGAUUUCUCUGGGACUGAGAGAGUGGUCGUUGGCAAAGUAAAGUAUUGUUUGUCAAAGAUACAUGUAGUAAAUGUGGGGUUACCGAGGUCUGCAAUAGAUCUCGUGCCAGGGUCUGGAGUCAAGCUGACCAUUGGUGAUGCCUUCAUCAGUAUGCAAGGAAACUGGAAGAUCAAGUACCUUGUGUUAAAGGACAGUGGCUCUUUUGAUUUGAAUGUCAAUGGGCUUACAAUCACUACAAGUAUUGCUGUCAGAAGUGAUGAGACGGGCCGGCCUACAGUCAGUGUUACCAGCUGUGCGGCCAGUGUUGGCUCUGCCAAAAUCAAAUUCCAUGGUGGAGCCAGCUGGCUGUACGAUCUCUUCACCAGGUUCAUAGAUAAGGCUCUACGUGAUGCUCUGCAGAAACAGAUCUGUCCUCUGGUGACCAAAGCAGUUGAAGCUCUGGUCCCUCAGCUGAAAACUCUCAAUGUGCUGGCCAAGGUGGACAAGUAUGCAGAGAUUGAAUAUUCUAUGGUCUCAUCUCCAGCAGUUUCAACGUCUUCUAUAGACCUGAGCUUAAAGGGUGAAUUCUACAACAUAGGGAAGCAUCAGGAGCCCCCAUUCUCCCCCACAGCCCUUUCCCUGCCGCCUCAGACUGACAACAUGUUGUACAUUGCCCUGUCUGCGUUCACCUUCAACUCUGCGGCCUUCGUCUACAACAACGCCAAAGUGCUCAGCAUUUACAUCACAGAUGACAUGGUACCCAAGAGCUCUCCAUUCAGACUGAACACAAAAACGUUUGGGGCCUUAAUCCCACAGAUUGCCAAACAGUUUCCUGGUUUGAUGAUAAAGCUGCUGCUGAAGACUGAGGAAAAUCCACAAAUUAAUUUUAAACCCAAAAAUGCAACACUUCAGACCAACGCCACAAUCACAGCCUACGCGAUCCAACUCAAUGGCACCCUUUCCCCUCUGUUUGUUCUUAACGUGGAGAGCAGCAUCAGCACUCAGGUGUUUGUUGUUGGAAUGAAGAUCGCUGGAAGUCUCAGCCUCAACAAAAUGAAACUGUCUCUGGGUACAAGUUAUGUUGGACAGUUUGAGGUCAGCACCAUUGACCACAUAUUCCAAAUGGUCCUCAAGGUGGUGGCAAUACCCAUAGCGAAUGUUUAUCUUGCUGAAGGUUACCCACUUCCUGCUUUAGGAAAGAUGCAGUUUGUGAAUCCCCAACUUCAAAUCCUGAAGGACUCCAUUCUGCUCAGUACAGAUGUUCAGUUUACAGGUUGAACUGUGCGACUUCUGAUGAACUGGAGAAAGCCACACUAAAGACAAAAUUACAGGAAGAAAACAACCUGCAAACAGCUCUUCCAGUGAAUAAACUUAAGACUUUGAUUUUAACCUGCAAACAGCUCUUCCAGUGAAUAAACUUAAGACUUUGAUUUUAACCUGCAAACAGCUCUUCCAGUGAAUAAACUUAAGACUUUGAUUUUAA